Molecule: messenger RNA, 5782 nt
Organism: Hypomesus transpacificus
Lineage: Eukaryota; Metazoa; Chordata; Actinopteri; Osmeriformes; Osmeridae
Gene: stard8
Product: StAR-related lipid transfer (START) domain containing 8
Exons: 16
Coding region: 877-4194 (1105 amino acids)
Biological process (GO): actin cytoskeleton organization; regulation of Rho protein signal transduction; signal transduction
Molecular function (GO): lipid binding; GTPase activator activity
Source: RefSeq, a predicted model, not a curated record
GAUCGUCAAUCAAUGUCACGAACUUUUCUGGUGGUGUCCACACUCAGUAGGACUUUAUGUCGACGUGAAACAGACCAUGAACCAGCUGGAGCUCAGAAAGAGUAUCUGAUGGAACAGAGGAUCUUAUUGCAUUGUUCAUCCCAGUGUUCGAGAAACCACUCAGCCCAUAUGUAUCCUUGUAUCCUUAGGGGUAGUGAAAUGAUUGAAACAGAACCAAUCUAUUCCACUAUCAUGUGGACACUUUUGGCUGUGCUUUUGAUGGUGGCAGAGGAUCACUUACUGUAUAUCACAGAUGUAAUUUUCUUUCUUGUUUUGCCAGGAGAAACUGUAUUGUACUGUACCUACAGUAACAUCAUUGUAUUUGCUUCUGAUUUAGCAGCCAUAUGUUUUCUCUGCUCUACAAGACAGAAGCAAUCAGCUGUUUCCCCUCCCCUCCUCCUUUUGUCAACCUGUUCCAACAAGUUUAGCUCAGUCUACAGUUACUGACGUUUUAUUUGAACAAGUAGGAUUAGUCCUACUUGUUAACAUAAAUGCCAUUUUGUUUAUAAAUAGUAGUUGUUUAUUGUGGCAGAAUUAAUUGAAUAGACUUUAGUUUGGCGUGAAAGCUGAUUGUGAUUUACAGAUUCUCAGUUUUCAGGCAUUCUGGAGUUGUGAAAGUCUUGCUACAGCACAGUACAAUUGGUUCUGGUGCUACAGUAGAAGUAACACAUCAAGAUAAUACAAGAUAAGUAAUGGCUCCCCUAGAUUAGGUCUUUGUACAAAGCAACAAUGUUUUCUCACCCCUUGUUUCACCCAAGUGGUAUGUUCUUCCUGUAGGGGGUGGGGAGACUGAAGUGGGACGUUUGUUGAAGAGGAACCAUAUGGUUUUCAGCAUGAAUGAGAUCUACUCGGCUAUGCUAUGCCUGCUUGAAAUCUUUUUGGGGAUUUAAGGAACCUUUUACUGGAGUUUUGACGUCCAUCAGAGAAGUAAGCUUCAAUGUCCUGGAUUAUUUAAUGAGUGGUCGGAUUGAAUAUCAGCAACUACUUGGGAAAAAUGAACUGGAGGCUAAAGAAGCUUGUGAUUGGCUGCGGGCAGCUGGAUUUCCGCAAUACGCUCAGCUGUACGAAGCCUCACGUCUGCCCUUAGACAUCUCUUCUGUGAAAAAGGAUCAUGCGUUUUUGGACCAGGAUUCACUGAAGUCACUAUGCAGGAGGCUGUCAACGCUAAACAAGUGUGCCUCUAUGAGGCUGGAAGUCCAUUUUAAGUGCAAACAGAGCGAAGACUCUGAAGAGGAUGACCUCUGUGCCAUCAGUGACCGCUGGGCCUUUCAGCGCGAGAGUAAAACCUGGUCCAGGCUACGGACCCUCUCGCCCCACGUCGCCCCCGGUGGCGUGGAGGACCUGUCGCCCCGCAGGCCCAUGUGGGCGUCCGCCAGCAGCGAGAGCCUCCUGAGUGACUUCAGCAACCUGGAUGUGACAUCUGAGGAUGUGACAUCAGAGCACAGCAGCGGCAGCAGCCUGAGUGUGGAGAGCUCCAGGGGCUCCGUACCCAGCAGGAGAGACCCAGCACAGACCUCCCCAACCCCAGAACCCUCCACCCUCUCCUCCUGGGACCCCCACACCCGCAGUGGAGCCACCAAGGGCAGGGACGAAAAGCCUGCUUCCCCCAAAGACCCGGUUUCCACGAGCAGAGAGAAGCCGAAGAAGUGUUCGAAGACCUUCCUGAGGAAGAUUGAGUCGUUUAAGAGGAAGGAUAGAGAAAAGGAUGCAGCCAGAGUGACACAUGACCAAAACGCUCCUCCCAGCCUGCAGUGCACUCCCAAUGAAAGCCUCCCUGGUUUGAAAAAGCGCAGCACCAACAGAAUCUGGGUCAACCACAGCAGGAAAGCCCACACAAUCUGUCGAUCGACAGCCCAGAGGUCUCCUGUAGAGGACAGGGAGAAGGCCAAGAGCACCUGGCUGUAUCUGGAGGACUAUGACGUUGGAGGCAAGCCUACCAAGCAGGCGGGUAAGAAAAGUCCACACAGAAAUGGCCUGGAGGAUUGUCUGGUUCACCUGCCCACCGACCACAAGCCAGGAACCUUCCCCAGGUCCCUCUCCAUCGAAAGCUUGUGUCCCACGUCUACCUCCAGGGAGCUGGGCGACUGGCAGGCGGAGGACCCCAACCUCUCCAUGGGCAGCAGUCAAGGCUCCCAGGACUGCUCCCUGUUCCCCAGGAGGAGAGACUCCUGCGGCUCCGUGGGGAGUGUCUACGACAACGUCCCAAAGGCUAGCGGGAAUUCGGACGAGCUGUUUGGCAGCGGCGGACAGACGGUGUUCGAACACCUGGACGAGAUCCUGCAGCACGUCCACGGGCUUCAGCAGAACGUGGACCAGUGGUCCAAGAAGGUGUGUGAGGAGCUCAGCCACAGCCACGAGGAAGAAGACGUCGACGACGCCAGAGAAACAACCGUUUCCUCCGGGCUCCAUUUUGAGGAGCAGGAAGAGCAGUCCAUGUCGGACGUAGGCACCACGGCGAGCGAUUACGACAGCACGGGAAACUCCCUGAAUGAGGUGGAAGACAUGGACGCGAGAGAGAGGAGGGACUCUGGUGUAGGAGCGUCGUUGACCAGACCCAGCAGGAAGCUGCGAUGGCACAGCUUCCAGAACUCUCACAGGCCCAGCCUGACCUCUGCAUCUCAGGAGAUAAACAGGCAGUCGGCCGCUCAGCUGAACCUCCUGCAGAAGUUCUCCCUCCUCCGUCUCACUGCCAUCAUGGAGAAGUACUGUGACGUCAACAAGCCCGGCUGGAGCUGGUCCAUCCCUAAGUUCAUGAAGAGGAGCAAGGCUCCUGAUUACAGGGACAAGCAGGUGUUUGGUGUCCCUCCCAUUGUCCACGUCCAGAGGAGUGGACAGCCGUUACCACAGAGCAUUCAGCAGGCCAUGCGCUACCUCCGCAGCCAGUGUCUGGGACAGGUUGGCAUUUUCCGCAAGUCAGGGGUGAAGUCCCGGAUCCAGACCCUGCGCCAGCUGAACGAGCACUCCCCAGACCAUGUGACCUACCAGGGCCAAUCAGCGUACGAUGUGGCCGACCUGCUGAAGCAGUACUUCAGAGACCUGCCUGAGCCCGUCCUCACCUCCAAGCUCACAGAAACCUUCCUGCAGAUCUACCAGUACGUCCCUAAGGAGCAGCGCCUGCAGGCGGCACAGGCUGCAGUGAUCCUGCUGCCAGACGAGAACCGCGAGGUGCUGCAGACCCUGCUGUACUUCCUCAGCGACAUCGCCUCCGCCCAGGAGAACCAGAUGACAGCUGGGAACCUGGCGGUGUGCCUCGCGCCGUCCAUCCUCCACCUUAACGUGUCCAAGAAGGAGGGCACCUCGCCCAGGUUAAUCAGCCGGCGAGGCGCAGGGGUCAAACCAGACCACAAGGACCUGAGUGAAAACAUGGCCGCCACUCAAGGACUCAGCCACAUGAUCGUGGAUUGCAAGAAAUUAUUCCAGAUCCCUCACGAGAUGAUGCUGCAGUCGCGUAACUCGUACAUAGCGGCUGACGCCCAGCCCCUCCCGCUGCACGGCCUGGGCCUCAACCUGCUGGGGGAGCCUGUGGACUACCGCGCCUACCUGGAGGACAACAUCCAGACACUGCUGAGGGAGGCCGCGGAGAAGAGCAGAGGCUGGCACAGUGCCCAAGGACCAGAAAACACAGAGCUCUCCUACAAGAAGGUGGGGCACGGCCAUCCAAUCAGAUUAUGGAGAGUCUCCACGGAGAUCGAGGCCCCGCCCCAGACGGUCCUACACCGAGUUCUGCGAGAGCGCCACCUGUGGGACGAUGACCUGCUGCACAGCCGCGUGGUGGAGGAGCUGGGGAACAACACGGAGGUGUACCACUACGUCACGGACAGCAUGGCACCGCUCCCCCGCAAGGACUUUGUGGUGCUGAGGAGGUGGUGCUCCGACCUUCCCAAAGGCCUGUGUCUUCUGGUGUCGUCGUCAGUCGACCACGAGGACGUGCACCUGGACUGCGGCCUGCGGGCCGUCCUCCUCACCUCCCGCAUCCUGAUAGAGCCCCUGGGGAGGGGACGCUCCCGCCUCACUCACUACUGCAGGACUGACCUCAGAGGGCGAUCACCCGAGUGGUACAACAAAGUGUUUGGACACCUUUGUGCCGUGGAUGUUGCUAGGAUACGAGGAUCCUUCCCUGUGCUCAUGGUCCAUGGAACGGAGACCAAGCUAUGAAACAAACACGUCUUCGUCAGGACUUCAUCUGCGGCCUGCUGCGUCUGUUAGCUCUGUCCUCAUCUUAAAGGGAUUGUUGGACUAUCGCUCAGAGUGCACAGACGCAGUGUGGUGGGUCUCUGGACUAUCGCUCAGAGUGCACAGACGCAGUGUGGAGGGUCUCUGGACUAUCGCUCAGAGUGCACAGACGCAGUGUGGAGGGUCUCUGGACUAUCGCUCAGAGUGCACAGACGCAGUGUGGAGGGUCUCUGGUGAAAUGAUUGCAUUGGUCUCUGAUCUGAUUGCCUUCAUUAAAUCCAAAUCAAGAUGGAAAUAGAAAGCACUGAUUUAAAUUAUAUUAAGUACUGUGCCAAGUUGAGUGCUUUAAAUAGUAGUGAAUUAAAGUGCAUCAGAGAUUAUUUUUGUCCUCUAUGGAAAAUCCAUCCUCAGGAAAAGAAAACAAAUUCUAUACAGGAAUGUAAGGACAAUCGUUACAACAGCUUUACUUACUCUAUCUGCAUAUCGUUUCCCAUGUGAGUGCUGCUGUGAAAUCAUCAAGCCACUGAUUGUUUUGAGGUGAAACCUGCUUCCCUCAACUCAGGUGAGCGCAAAAGCAGUCCUGCCUCCUGUGCUGUCGGCUAUGCCUUUUCACUCCUGAUAAAUUCUCCAAUAAUAUGUUGUGCUCAUGCGACCAGGUGCAUUGCGUCCUUGAGAAUGGCACCUUAACAUGUCAUUUUCACAUCUAGAAUGUGUCUGAGGCCUUGGAGCGCGCAUGAUGCAGUCAUCAGGGUGUUUUUAGAGGUGCCGCGGUGGUCAUGUUUGUCUGAGUUCUCUGCUCCUGUUCUGCCCUGGUUUCGCUGUUUCUUUCCUCAAGUGUUCAACAUCAUCACUAUUGUCUGGACACCUUCAUUGUCUAGCUUUGUACUCCAUCUUUUUGUGACUCGUCUGUAAAGAACAUCUCUCCUAAUAACAAUCUCAAAUGGCUCAGUCAGUGAUGGCUGAGAGAUGAUUGGUCCCAAUCAGAUCUCCUUAGGGUGAUCAUCGUCAUCUGUUGUCAUAGGACGGGAUGAUAAAACACAAAGAUAUGGUGUAACAUAUAUAGGGGCAGCACUACUGUAUAUGCUUAUGCUUGUCAAAGCCUUAACCUUUCUGAAAGACACUUUUGCAGGCUCACUCACUUGUCUUUGCAAUAUUAGUAUUAUUGAUUUUCUGUUAUCAAUGUUUUAUUUAUGUCUGUGUGUGUCCUUAUGAUGUCUUUCAGUCAAGCAUUAUGUGCAGUAUGUGUGCAGUGGGAGGCAGUGCAAUGAUCAAAUGCUUUUCUGCUAGUGUUUUAUUCUGACUACGUGCUUUGUUACACAAAUGUCUCAUUCGCUUCUAUCUUACCACAGAAUAAUUACCACAGGGAACAAUUUUAGGUUGGAGAAAAAUAGAAAUAAACUCAAGUUGUAUAUAUUUUUUAUGGAUUGCAGUCUUAUUAUAACCUUUGUACUUACAGUUGAAAUGGACGUUUCUUUCUUGUUUAAGGUAUGUUUUUUCUUAAUGUACUACCUAUUUGUAUUAUGCUUCUCUCACCACACAGCAAAAUCAAUAAACUUUUUUUUUUUAUUAA